Molecule: messenger RNA, 990 nt
Organism: Endocarpon pusillum Z07020
Lineage: Eukaryota; Fungi; Ascomycota; Eurotiomycetes; Verrucariales; Verrucariaceae
Product: succinyl-CoA ligase
Exons: 4
Coding region: 1-990 (329 amino acids)
Biological process (GO): tricarboxylic acid cycle
Cellular component (GO): succinate-CoA ligase complex (ADP-forming); mitochondrion
Molecular function (GO): succinate-CoA ligase (ADP-forming) activity; succinate-CoA ligase (GDP-forming) activity
Source: RefSeq, a predicted model, not a curated record
AUGCAGGCAUUCCGGACCUGCGCUUCUUCAGCGCUGCGGACCGCCUCAAGACGGCAAGGUUAUGCUACAGCUUCGUCUCCAUAUGCUGCCACCGCGGAGAACCUGCGAAUCAACAGCGAUACAAAGUUGAUAUACCAGGGCUUCACUGGGAAGCAGGGAACGUUCCAUGCUCAGCAAGCAAUCGAAUACGGCACAAAAGUGGUUGGAGGUACUAACCCUAAGAAAGCUGGAGAGACACAUCUUGGGAAACCCGUGUUUGCCUCGGUUGCAGAUGCUAUCAAGGAGACUGGUGCAACUGCCUCUGCAAUCUUCGUGCCUCCUCCAGUAGCUGCCAAGUCAAUCGAAGAAGCUGUCGCUGCCGAAAUACCUCUUGUUGUCUGCAUCACCGAAGGCAUCCCCCAACAUGACAUGGUUCGAGUCACCAACAUGCUUAAGACCCAAGGAAAGACCCGGCUGGUCGGCCCCAAUUGCCCUGGCAUGAUUGCUCCUGGACAAUGCAAGAUUGGUAUCAUGCCCGGUUUUAUCCAUAAGCGAGGUCGCGUGGGCAUUGUGUCGAGAUCAGGAACCCUUACAUACGAAGCCGUCAACCAGACCACAGAAGCGGGUCUAGGACAGUCACUGGUGGUGGGCAUUGGAGGUGAUCCGUUCAGCGGGACCAAUUUUAUCGAUUGCUUGAAGGUUUUUUUGGAGGAUGAGGAGACCGACGGCAUCAUCAUGAUUGGAGAGAUCGGAGGGAGUGCAGAAGAGGACGCUGCUGAGUUCCUGAAGAGCGAGAAUAAGAAGAAUAAACCGGCGGUGAGUUUCAUAGCUGGCAUCAGUGCGCCGCCAGGGAGAAGAAUGGGUCAUGCAGGCGCGAUUGUGAGCGGUGGCAAGGGCGGAGCAGAUUCAAAGAUCAGUGCACUAGAGGCAGCAGGUGUGAUCGUUGAGCGAAGUCCGGCCAUGUUGGGCAAGGCGUUGAAGGAGGAGUUCAUGAAGAAAGAUCUCAUUUAG